AUGGCGCGUGGAGCAACCUUAGUCUACUACUUGCUGGCUGCUGGCCUCGUGGCUGGCCAAGGCAUCUAUAGCUCCAAGUCUCCUGUUCUCGACGUGAAUGCGAAGAACUAUGACAGUCUCAUUGCACAGUCUAACCAUACUUCUAUUGUCGAGUUCUAUGCACCAUGGUGCGGACAUUGCCAGAACCUCAAGCCAGCCUACGAGAAAGCAGCUAAGAGCUUGACUGGCCUAGCAAAGGUCGCUGCGGUCAACUGCGACGAUGAAUCCAACAAAGCCUUUUGCGGUCAAUUCGGUGUUCAGGGUUUCCCUACUCUAAAGAUUGUGAAACCGGGAAAGAAGCCAGGCAAGCCCAUUGUUGAAGACUAUCGGGGUUCAAGAGAAGCAAAGGGUAUUGUCGAGGCUGUCACAGACAAGAUCACAAACCAUGUCAAGAGAUUGAAGGCAGAUACACUGGACGCCUGGGUGCAGGAGAGCACCCGACCAAAGGCCAUCCUCUUCAGCGAGAAAGGCACUACUGCUCCUCUCGUCAAGGCAUUGGCAAUCGACUUCCUUGGGGCUAUUGACUUUGCUCAGGUCCGGAACAAAGAAACCGCUGCUAUCGAAAAGUACGAAGUAACCAAGUUUCCGACCAUCGUGCUGCUCCAUGGCAGUGAUACCUCUAAAUACGACGGCGAAAUCAGCAAGGAUACUCUUACCCAGUUUCUUAGUCAAGCCGCUGCGCCGAAUCCUGACCCUACUCCCAAGAAAGCCAAAGCCAAACCGUCUACUACUAAGAAAGAGAAGGCAGCUUCAGCAUCCUCAGAGUUCUCAAAAGCAUCGGAGAAGCACAAAUCAUCUGAUUACCAGGAGCAUAUGGACCAUGCUAGCACCGUCAUUCUGGAAGAUGAACCACCAACUGAAUCGCCUAUACCAAUUGUCGAGCACAAGCAGAAGCCAAUGGUUGUGCCAGAUGUCGCUCCUGCUCUUCCCACCCUGGAAUCAGCUUCAGAACUACGAACCUCGUGUCUACAACCUGACAGCACUCACUGUGUACUUGUUCUGUUGCCUGCCAAAAAAGAUGCUACCUCGGAGUGCGCAGGCACUGCUGCGGAUGUUCUCGCUGGUUUUGCGACGGUCGAAGACAAAUACAGCAAGAGAAAAGCCAACAUCUUCCCCACCUACGCUGUACCAGCGACCAACGAAGACACCACAACCAUCCGAAAAGUCUUAGACCUCAAGUCUGAGGACGAGGUUGAUGUCGUCGUCCUUAACAUGAAAAAGAGAUGGGCUAAGAAGUAUACUAAACCGUCCUUCGAUGUGAAGAACAUCGAAAGUUUCAUGGACGAUAUUCGCUUUGGCGAAGGCACUAAGCAGAAGCUGCCUGCUGACUUCUUCACUAACCCAGAACCUUCCUCAGAGUCAACGGCUGCAAUGCCAGAGCCCGCUCACGAUGAGCUGUAG
Molecule: messenger RNA, 1440 nt
Organism: Lithohypha guttulata
Lineage: Eukaryota; Fungi; Ascomycota; Eurotiomycetes; Chaetothyriales; Trichomeriaceae
Exons: 2
Coding region: 1-1440 (479 amino acids)
Biological process (GO): response to endoplasmic reticulum stress
Cellular component (GO): endoplasmic reticulum lumen
Molecular function (GO): protein-disulfide reductase activity
Source: RefSeq, a predicted model, not a curated record